AUGGGGAACUACGUUUCUUGUACUUUGUCAACCCCAUUAGGGAAAUCAUCAAAAUCAACGACAGUGAUUCUCCCAAGCGGUGAAAUCAGGCGAUUCAAUGAACCCAUCAAAGCCGCUGAGUUAAUGCUUGAAACACCAAACUUCUUCCUGGUAAACUCUCAAUCCCUCAAGCUCGGCCGCGGGUUUUCUCCUCUCAACGCAGAUGAAGAUUUAGAGUUCGCCAACGUUUACAUCAUGUUUCCAAUGAAGAGAGUGCACUCUACGGUCACUGCAGCUGACAUGGGAGCUUUGUUUAUUGCUGCAAAUUCGGCUGCUAGAAAGGGUUUUGGUGGAAAGGUAAGGAUCUUGCCAGAAGCUGCUGAAGAGGCUGAUUGGCGGGAUGUUUCAUCGGAAAGAGAGGAGAAAAAGGCAAUGCCGAAACUUAACUUGGAUGAUAUUGAAGAGUUUUCAACUCCAGAGUUCAUGCAUAGAUUAUCUAUGUCAAGGUCUAAGAAACCAUUGCUUGAAACCAUAGCUGAGGAGCCUGUUUAUGCCAGAUGA
Molecule: messenger RNA, 540 nt
Organism: Durio zibethinus
Lineage: Eukaryota; Viridiplantae; Streptophyta; Magnoliopsida; Malvales; Malvaceae
Source: RefSeq, a predicted model, not a curated record